Uranotaenia lowii is the source of this 17975-nucleotide messenger RNA. Its product is annotated as protein split ends-like. Gene Ontology annotation, biological process: regulation of transcription by RNA polymerase II. The coding region runs from base 1 to 16830 and encodes 5609 amino acids. Lineage: Eukaryota; Metazoa; Arthropoda; Insecta; Diptera; Culicidae. Gene Ontology annotation, cellular component: nucleus. The transcript has 14 exons. Gene Ontology annotation, molecular function: mRNA binding. The record is from RefSeq and is a predicted model, not a curated record.
AUGGGGCCUACGCCCAGUCCAUUAGUCCAUGGAGCAAACCACCUCACAACUGGGCUAGGUGCUGGCUCAAUCGGGCGGGCUGCACUGACUGGGCCACCAUACGGCAAGGUAGAUAUCUGCUUAUGUACCUCGCGUAAUGGGCCAAGAUGGCUGAAAUCGUGUUUUUCGGUGCCCCUUGGCCAUCACAUGACGACCAGCAGCAGCAGCAGCGGUCACUCUAUGGCAGCUGCCGAGGUAUUGGUUCGAUAUGGCAGAGUUCAGAGUGUUAGAAUUAUCACCACACCAGCGUACAAUCCCACCUCCUCCGGUUCAGCAGCACUCGGGCACGGAACAGUCGAUUCCAAAGAGCACACCGAGAAUGGCCCACACCAGUCAAUGCUGGGACCUCCCGCUGAAGUUUCCGACGGUCACGGACCAUCUGGGACGAGUUCCUCCUCUUCCUCUGUUUGCGCAUCUGCGUCUUCUUCGUCAUCGUAUUCGGCUGCAGGAUCAGCAGAACAUUCGACCGAUUUUAACGUUAGCAGUAGUAAUAGUAAUUGUAAUGUUAGUCAUAAAACUGUCCCUAGUUUAUCGAAUACCAGUAGCAGCAGCAGCAGCGGCAACAGCUUGGUACUCAGCGUGUGCGCUACGAUCGCCUUCAUGGACAUCAAAUCUGCGUCGAAGGCGCACACUGCCGAGCACAAGUUUGACGAUCGGAUAUUGACCACCGAAUACUAUGAACCAUCUCUUGCGAUGCCUCCGACCGUAGCCCUUUCGACUGUAAGCGGCAACAAUGCCAAUUGUGGCUCAACGACUCCCGGCGAUAGCAGCAGCAGCAACAACAGCAACAGUGCAGCACCUUCUAACGCUCCGAUGCAGAAGCAUGCCAGCAAUAAUGGUCACAGUGCAGGAAAUCCCCUUGUUCAGUACUCCUCUUCGGCGUCCUCUGCUAGCUAUCUUCCUAUGUCGGGUUCAGUAUCAAUGUCUGUCGUCGGUAGUAAUAGUUGCUCGAAUGGCAGUUCUGUCAAAGCUGCUGAUUCCUUGGUUGGGAAGAGUGUUGUAGGACACGGUGAUGAACACGGGACGUUCUAUGAUUGUAGCAACGGCAUGAGCACUAGCAGUAGCUGCAGUAGUAGUUCUAGCAAAAACACAAACUUCAACCGUAUCCAGCAGAACUGUGGUGGUGCUCUAGGAGGUGAUGAGAAUCCUCAUGUUAAUAGUUGUAGUAGCGCUAGCAUUGGUAGCACAGGUGGUAACGGUCGCAGAAUGUCCGCUUCUAGCUAUUCUACUGGGCGGGAUCAGAUAGACGGGGCCGCCCAGAGCGGUGGUGCUGCUGCUGGUAACAAUCGGAGUCGUCAGCGGGAUCGACAGCACUACCGUAAUGGACCGUACUCGACACUUCCGGAUAGCAGAUCCAAUCCAGUCGGUCAUCAUCGAGUAGCGCCAACCAAUUGGUACGGCACAGCAAGCGGUGAUACGACACCUAACGCUCAGCAGGCAUCCUCCGGGUCGGGUUCGGCACCGCCAACUCCUACGCGUAACGUGUACGCGAACCCGAGUGACACUAUUGUCAAUCCAGGGUCGUCGACUUCGUCUACUGUUCAGCCGUCUACAGGAGCAAACACUACCAGCACCAUUGGUGAGCGUGCUCCAGGCUUCAACGUAAAUAACAACAGCUAUGAGAGCUAUACCGUGAACAAGAAACAACAAAAGUCCUGCUCUUCGGAUUCGGAAUCACCCAGUGAACAGGGCACGGGGCGGCUCCAUCAGCAGGCAUCUUACCAUCAACAUCCGCCGCACCACCAGAGACACACGUCGCCGAUCUCAGCAACGUCUCAUAACGUUCACUACCAUCACCACUAUCCCAGCGGACAUCAUCAUAAUAACACCGCGACCGGAGGACAUUCUAGCACUCAAAGUACGCACAAUAGCAGAGCUGAUCGAUCGAACUCGAGGUCUCGAUCGCAUUCACCUAGCAGUUCGUGUUCUUCGACGAACAGUACGACAACGAGUCAAUCGAACGAAACAUCUUCGACUACCAGAAGUCCGGCAAAUUCCAGUGGAAUUUAUGGUAGUCAUACCUUUGCUGGUCGCGAAGUUACAACCAAACAAGAUCGGAUAGACCGCGACUUUACGACAACACGCGGUUGUUUACAAUCGGCUGUUGCAGUUGGUGGUGGUAACUGCGUGAACAAUAAUGGGAAUAGCUCCGGUGCGAGCAACAGCAGUGGUUCCGGUGCCAGUCAGUUAAAUUGUCAUUCGGACGACAACCGUCCUUUGGCCAUUUGUGUGCGAAAUUUACCAGCUCGAUCGUCGGAUACUUCACUGAAGGAUGGCCUGUUUCACGAGUACAAGAAGCACGGCAAAGUGACGUGGGUGAAGGUCGUUGGCCAAAGCACCGACCGAUACGCGCUGGUAUGCUUCAAAAAGCCCGAGGAUGUUGAAAAGGCAUUGGAGGUGUCCCAGGAUAAGUUAUUUUUCGGCUGUAAGAUUGAAGUAGCACCGUACCACGGAUACGACGUUGACGAUAACGAAUUUCGUCCGUAUGAGGCGGAGCUGGACGAGUUCCAUCCCAAGUCCACCCGAACUCUCUUCAUUGGUAACCUCGAGAAGGACAUCACGGCCAAUGAGCUGCGAAAACAUUUCGAUUGUUUUGGUGAUAUAAUUGAGAUUGACAUCAAGAAGCAAGGUGUUAGUGCUUACGCAUUUUGCCAAUAUUCGGACAUAAUUAGUGUAGUGAAAGCCAUGCGUAAAAUGGACGGUGAACAUUUGGGCACCAAUCGAAUCAAGUUGGGGUUUGGUAAAUCGAUGCCCACGAAUUGUGUAUGGAUUGACGGUAUUGCCGACAGUGUUGGUGAAGGUUAUUUGAAGUCUCAGUUCGAUCACUUUGGUGUUGUAUCGCAAGUGACGAUUGAUAGGGAACGAAAAUUGGCAUUAGUGUUCUUUGAGCAAGUACAGUGUGCUCAAGUGGCUGUGAAAGAAAUGCGAGGGGCAACGUUACGGGGGCGUAAACUUCAAGUAGACUUCGCAUCGCGGGAAUGUCAAGACGCGUUUUUCGAUAAACUGGACAAACAAACAAACCCUGCUUUCGGAUCACCUCGGUUUGAAUCCGGAUCUGGGAGUAGGUAUAGCAAUAGUCGAUAUGUUGAAAGUUCCGGCCGUAGCAGAGCAGCAUCCUUCAGUAGGCCCGGAAAUCCGUUAAGUCACAGUGGAGGAGCUGUAUCACCACGUCUGGAUCCGUCACCGGUUUCGUUGAAUCGAGGCCCUAGCACUGCUAACGCUACUUCACGAUCUCGAAUCGUUCGGUAUUUGAGCGAUGACUAUUACCUGGACAGUGGAAGUUCUCACAGUAGUAGUAAUGAGCGAAGGUUUCGGAACUACGACGAGUAUAGCCAAGGCUCUGCUGCCAGCUCCCACGAGGAUGGAUACGAACAUGAGAACUACAGAAACAGUGCUCAUGACCGGUUACAUCCAGCAACCACUACUUCUGACUCUCCCCCGCCGUCCGUUGCAUCCAGUGGUCUAUCUUCCUCCAUACAAUCUCGUUUGGGCGAAGUUGAUCCAGGGGUGAAUAGGAAACGAACCGAGAAAAGUUCAGGUGAUAUACGAUAUUUACAAAAGGAGAGAGUGCAUAUUUUAGAACAAUUAGAAGAAUGCCCGUCCAGUGGUGAUGAGUUAGUGAGUCCAAAGAAACGUAUCAAAUACAAUUCAGAUGCUCACCAGGGCGGUGAACCGUCUGAUCAUCAUCAUCCCCAUUAUUCUUCUUCUACUACUACUGCGUCGACGGUCGAUGCGAGUAGCAGUGUGUGUGAUCCUUCGAUGUCAACUAGCGGCGGAAGCAGUGGACAUCAUCAUUACAAUAGUAGUACCAACAACAGCAAUAGUAAUAACCAUUACAACAGUCAUCAUCAUCAUCACCACCAUAGCAGUAGCGAUAGUAAUAUGCAGUCCGGGUUUUCCUCUUCCUCGGCAUCGCACCACCGAAAAUGCGUCGAGGCUCGGCGGUUAUCCGACUGUAACCUCCAGCAAUCAAAACCGUUGGCUAGCCAAACGACGCCUUCAUCUAUGCAUAGUAACAAUAAUAGCAGAAGACCGUCCACAGACAGCACUUCGAUGCAUCAGAGACAUUGUAGCAGUAGCAGCAGUAGUUCUUCCAGUUUACAACAAUCACAUCUAGAUAGCGGACACAUGUAUCCCCACUCGCUGAGUAAACGGCGGAAAACGAUCCUCAACAGUGACAACAGUAUGACGGUUAUAGCUAGUGCCGGGAGCUCAUCCGGAACGUUGAACGAACACCAUCAUUCGUCGAGAGGACGUGGUCAUCAGCUGCAUUCGCUUCAUUCACACGAAGCCAGUGGCGGUGAAAGUGCAGAUGGUUCGCGCCCUGGCACGCCGCUUUGUGAUGAACGGCCCGAAAAUUUGCCACCUAGUGAACCACGACGAAUGCCAACGAGUCGCUCGUACAAUCAAGAACCCAUGAGUUUACCUUUGCCACGAUUUGCGAUACAAUUUUUGCAGCAAUAUCGAAUGCAGAAUCAAACUCACUCAUCUAGUAACGCUUCAGCUGUAAGCGCAUCUUCGACAUCGUCAUCGAAUACAUUAUCAGCUGUAUCGUCUCAUCAAUCUUCUUCGUCGUUGAACUCUACCCUGACGGGAUCUACAACGCAACAGCUAAGUGUUCUAAACACGCUAUCGUCCGCAGCAUCUAGUGGUGCUGUUGGCAGUUUUGCUGCGCUUUCAUCUAAUUCUAGUCUUUUGGCCAAUACGCUAUCCAGUCCACCACCUACACAUGCAUCCAAACUUUCUCUGCUUAUACCGCCGCCAGCAGUAUCUGGUAGCAACACAGGUUCAGGAAACAUCAGUUGCAGCACCACCAACCCUGAGAUUGGAAAUCAAGCACCAGCCAGUCCAUUAAGAGCACCAUCGGUUAGUUCCAAUUCAAGUGAUUCAGAAGCAGGUCCAUCAACAUCUCCUUCUUUGGAAGAACGAAUGCGCCGAUUAGAUGAGAUGUAUGAAAAAUGGUCGGGUAAUAGUUCAACUCGAUUGAAUAAUGCUCCGAGCGAGCCCCAUUUCAGUGAACGACCAAACAAUUACCCUGUUUUCCAUCACAAUCACAUCGGUGGUGGUAAUGUUAGCUCAAACCAAUCACCGAUUUCGAAUGUAUCGUCAUCGUCUGCUUCUUCCUUUCGACAUAAGUUCCUGGAGUUGGACGUGCACGAAGUUCCUCCGUCUGACAUUGUCAAAUCCGUACUUUCAAGAAAAUCAAUUUUCGAUGAAGAUCUCAAACGGCUGGAGAAUAUCGGUGAUAAAUAUGAACCUGGUACCUAUUCAAAACCCGCAUCCAACGUUAUAAUUCCGCUAGUUUCAGCAGGGUCUGCAAGUGCGUCACCAGUGAAUACGUUUAUGGCGUCCCAAUCCCCACUGCACGCCCUCAAAGCGCAAACACCUCCAGCGACAAAUGUGCCGCAGCGAAUCGGUAGUUGUAGUGCAUCCGGAUCACCAAUGAAUAGUCCACAGCCGUACAACAGUCCUAACCCCUCUGUGAAAUCCGGUCUACAAUAUCCGUUCCCAAGUCAUCCUCCCUCAAUGCCAUCCAUAGCGGUUACAUCUUCGGUUCCUAGCUCAACCUCUACCACAACAACGGUAGCCAGUGUUACGCCUACCGUUAACGCUACUAGCAACACUGGUACAGUGAUAACGACUACAGCAGCAGACUACAGUCCGAAUUCUGUUCCUUCCACGUCUUGGUCCGUCACUUCCAAUGCAAAUACGUUGGUAACCUCCGUUUCCAGUACCCACGCAACUUCUUCAAGUUGUUAUAGUAGUGGAGCUGCAACUACUGCCACGACCACAGUAACAUCAGCAGCUUCUACGUCGUUAUGUGGAAGUAGCAGCAGCAGCAGCAGCAGCAACAGCAGUAGUUCGGCUACUCAAUCAAGUAAACCAAAGACCAACGUUUUUAAUAAAAGUAUUAGUCUAACGGAAAAAGCAAGUACAAAUAUUAGUAAUAACAACAAUAAUAAUUUAACAAGUAAUAGUAAUAAUCAAACUAGUACUAGUGGUAGUAGUUACACUAGUGUGAUUGAUACAACUUCAAUAGUAGCCGGUACGGUUACCACUGUAACGACAACGAGCAUAACAACACCGAAAGUAUCCUCAACGAUCUCUUCUUCUUCAUCAUCAUCAUCGUCAACGACGACAUCGUCGUCAUCGUCGGCCACAGAUAUUCCUGUGACCAGCUAUGCAACAGCGUCCUCAUUGGAUAGUAACCCUACAGCUUCAACGAAUACUAACAAUGCGUCAUCCAGUAGAACCAGUUCUACGGGCAAUUCUAAAAGCAUUGCAAUUACGGCAGCUCCACCUGGUAGUACAAAUGCCGGUACCAUCAGAACCAAUUGUAUGCCACCAUCAUCUAACGCUAUUCCGACGGAAGUUGGUUUACUACAGCAUUCCUCAAGUUCCAAUUCCAACAAUCAUGGCACCAAUACGGCCAAUGAAAAAGAGGAGAAAAGUACAAGUGGUAAUGCUGGCGGAGGAAGACAUCAUAAAGACCGACGGAAAUUGUCUACUGCCUCUUCCUGUUCAACAAGUUCAACUGGAUCAAAUACGCCUUUGAGCACGCCCUCUACCUCAACAAAUGUUUUGCCAUCACUACCGGGCACCAAAUCAGAUGACGCUGAAGAAGAUGAUUCAUCGUAUCAGCAAUCGGCAGGUGGAAGCUCUAGUUCAAAGCACGCGGGCAAGUCGCAUAAAUUAAAUCACCAUCACCACAGCCAAAGUCACAACCAAGGAGGCCAGAGCUUUAGACAUUCCAGUGAUAGCGGAUCGAGCAGUGCUUCAACUUCUGCUAAUACAAAGGGACACUACCAAGACGAUAUGAAUCCGUUCGAUCGACUGAAACGCGAAGCACCUUUAAACAACGCGCUGAUCAAAGUUGGUUCCUCCAGCAAGAAACAUUCGGAUCGCGAAGAAAAAGAAAAGAAACACGAUGAUAGCCGGACUACAAAGGAAAAAGAUGAGCCGAAACCAAGUCAUGAGCUUAAGGAAAAAGAGUAUAACGAGCACAGAAAGAAGGGUAAAAGCGAAUCUGACUUUAAAGAACACGAAGAUCGUAGCAACAAACAAGAGAAAGAAUACGAAAGGAACCAUAUCCAAAAAGAUUGUAACGAUUUCCCGAAACAAGAACAUGAUGGCUCCCAUACAUCGGAAGAAUCCAACAACCGUUUGCAACAAUCUACUAUUCAUGAUUCCAACGAUCCAUUUUCUAAUCAUAUUGAUCAUCGCGAUCGAAUCAAUUCGAUGGAAAGUAAUGCAUCAGCCAGGAACAAUGCAAAACGUCGAUUGAGUUCUCAAGAUAGCAACGAAUCACCCAGUGAAGAUGUUAGUAUUCUUAAAAAGCACAAGCAAAACAAUCAUGACCUCAGUCGAAAUUUCGAACGCAGAGAUUCUGGCAAAGAGGUAAAAAAGGAAAAAUUUCACAAAAGCCACUCACGUUCCGAAAAGUCUUCGAAAUCUUCUUCUGUGUCAUCUAGCUCAUCGGAGAAGUUUAACGUGUUCUCCGGAAAUAUGAAGCUCGACAUCCAGGAUGAAAAUCCUCAGCAUUUAGCGGAAGAACGACUAAGAGAAAUGGUGUUUUCGGCCGGUGAAGAACAAGUGCAUACUAGUCAUCAUCAUAAGAAGAAAGAUCGCUAUCAUGAAAAGCAUCACAAAUCCAAAAAAGAUCGCGAUGCUUCAAAGGAUAAAGAAAAUGCACAAAGUGCAAAUUUCUCGUCUGAAAGCUACGUAGAUCACCGAUCCACAAGUGAGGACGAUGAACAGGCUCGUGCGCACCACAAAAAAGAACGGAAAAGUUCCAAAGAAUAUAGCAGACGUUAUCAUUCUGGUGAAAGUGGUACUGAGUACAAAAAGUAUGAACGAAAACAUAGUAGAGCCGAAUCUUCUGCUGAUGAAGAGGGAAAGAAAAAGAAAAGUCGAAUAAACAACAAUCGAAUGAAGAGUCAUAACAGUUCUGAUACGGAUGAUUCCGAUGAACCCAAGAAGCAUUCUAUAUUUGACAUUCCGGAUGAUGGCCCCAACAUUUCGAUGUAUGACAAAGUGAAAGCGCGAUCAUGUAAGAACAUGCAAAAACAAGAAGAGGAAAAGAAAAUCAAAGCCAAAUUUUCGAAGUUGAAGCAAAGUCGUGCAAAACGGGAAGGUAAAAAUAGAUCCAAGAGCUGGGACGAAGACUCCGACACUGAAGGAAUGAACUCGGAUACAACUAUCAACAGCAGAUAUAAUCAUAAAGACCAUCACAAUAAAAGCGGCACAAUUACCACAUCGGACGAUGAAGAUCGUGUUCCUAUGACACCUAGAACUAAGAGGCAUCCUAAGGAAUCCAUGGUAACAGACUCAGAGGAUGAGAACUCACGAAUACGCUCGAACCGCAACCGUCUGAGCAAUCUAUGCGACGACGAAAGCUCCGAAGGCGAUCAUAUGAAACGAUUGCCGCACACUCCUAGACGAGGAUCGAUUGAGAAGAAAAUGUCAAGAAUAAACUCACGCUCGACUAGCAGGAUCCAAUCGGAUUCGGAAACAGACGACGGUGUAGUUUGCAGUCGAGGAGAGUCAAUUCCACCGAACUGCGAAAAAUUGCUCGACAAAAUAAAGAAUAUGUCCAGUGAAAGGAAGGCGACUAAUAUGGGAGAAACGUUGAAUGCUAAUAUUAAGCAAGAAAUAAAACGUGAAGAGGACAACUUUGAAGAAAGUGCUAAGAUUAACAUCAAAGUGGAAACCAAAGUACAACCUCCAUCUGCACUUAUUACGAGCGACGUUUCUGAUGACGAAGUCGAUAAGAAAAUUGUGAAAGAAGAAAUUGUUCCUGACGCCUUGAUUAAAAAGGAACCGCUAGAGGAAGAGUUUGACUAUUCCAAGCAUAGAUUGGGCGAUGACUCUAAACAAACUGAGCCAAUCACUUCUGCUACCGUAGCCAGUGCAGAAAUCGAAAACACGGUUAAUUCAGCCGUUGAUCAGUUGAUGUAUGGGCACAGCGAAACUAAGAAAAAGCACAAGAAAAAACCAAAGCGUCAUAAAACUGUGGAUAGUUCGGAAACAGACAUUAAGAGCGAAAGGGAUCAUUCGUCUCAUGAAGAUGGUACAGCUGGUACGAUGUUCGAUGAACUGAAGAAAAAUGAAGAUCAGAUGUACUUGGGAUCGAAAAAGAAGCACGGCGGCAAGAAGGAUAAGAGACGAGACAGAUCUAAAGACGAUUAUGAAAAAUCUGGAAAGUCCCGAAAAUCCAAGAGCAAGCACAAGGAAAAUAAAAUCGAUGUUAAUGCCAAGCGUGAGGACAAAAUGGAAGAUAUUUUCGGACCUAUCUCAGAUGAGGAAUCACAGCAUUCGUCUAUUGAAGCGGACGUUUCAAUCAAGGUAGAGCUAGUAGAAUCUGAACACAAUAGUGGUAAACAGAUAACACAAGAGACGAAACCAUCUGUCGAAGAACCGUGUGAGAUGACUGAGAAAGAAAAAUCGAAGGAAGAAUCCCGCAAACGUAAAGAGCGAAAGCGUCGCGAACGUGAGAGAGUAAGGGCCGCUAUGGCUAUGAAGGAAGAAGAUAACAGUGUUGAUCUGGACGAGGCAGGCCGCGCGUUGGAAGCACAGCUGAUGAGCGAUUCUGAUCAGAAAAUCGAAGAUGCGUCCCCAACAUCGACCGUUACUACAAGCGGAAAACGUUCUUCGGUUGAUGUCAUGGAUGUAUUUAGAUUUACGGACGGCGACGAUAGCAUGGAAAAUUCUUUCAAUGAAAAGAAAGAAUCGGAACACGGCCGUAAGGAGAAGAAAAAGAAGAAGAAACGCGGUAAAGAUGAAAAACACAAACAUCAUAGUCAUCAUAGUAACUCUAGCAGUCACACAACUCCACCGAUUUCGACUCUAGAAGUACCCAGUAAUAAACUUUCCCUGGACAUCAUGACAGCUCAGCAAGAAGAAACUAAACAUAGCAUAGGUCGUGAACUAGCCUGUUCGACACCGACGAAAGAUGUAGAGGAGUCUAACACUUCUGAUAUUUUAGAAGAAGCUCAGCAGAACAAAACAAACGAUACCGCAAAUAAUCCGACAAAGAAAAAGGCAGAUAAACUUAUUCCUGGUUUCGGUCUUGAAAUAGAUGAGCAAUUGCACGCCAAAGCUGUACUGUCGAUUUCUGGUGAAUUUAUCACUGAAGCAAGUAGCAAAGAAGAAGGUAAAACAGCGGACGACGACGAAAAACAGAAACUAGACGAUCUAAAGUUAGAAGAAAAAUCCCGAGCUGUUAUCUCACAAGAAGAAACUGAAGACGCGGUCGCUGCUCUUCUGGGAGAAAGUUUUGGUACGUCGAAUACACCCGACUUCUCCAUCGACUUUUCACUAGAUCAGGCUGAUGAAUCCUCUUCGCAACAAAUCUCUGAACCACCACACAUUCCUGAAGAGGAUGAUGAAGAAAUGAAGAAAGCUAUUCUCAGCCUCAAUACAGAAGAGCAUAUAAAACUAGACAUCAAACCGGACACACCUCAAUCCGACCAUGAUUUACAAAUCGAUACAGAUGCUGAAGAUCAAGCAGAUGAUGAUCAUCCGUCAAGCUUACUUCGAUUCGAUAACCCUCCAAAGACUCCAGAUGUCGACCUCAGUCAAAUUGGAAAACCAUUAACAACCGAAUCGUCGGUCUCCAACUCUGCGCCAAACUCCACCAAGAAAGAUGACAAAAUGGAAAUGCCUGAUACACCAGGCAAGAGCGUAUCGGUGACAAACAGCAGUACAAUCACUACACCGAUAUCUUCAGCAACUACAUCUUUUGAAACAUGUUCUCCAAAGACUCCGAAUAAAUCUACAGACGGACUACCUGGUUCCAGUUUGGCAUCAUCGGCAAGUACUUCAGUGUUUAAGAAUAUAGAACCGUCGCCAGUUGCUAUUCCAGGACAGAGCAUGAAAAAUAUUACAACCGGGUCACUAUCUCAGGCGACACCUAUUCCCUCCGUUAGUAAGACGAUGGCAUCCCCAAUACAGGCUCAAACUAAUUCUUUGGCAUCGAAUACACAAAACCAAAACACAGCCAGUACACAAAAUUGUCAUCCAUAUACGAUGCCACCUACUAUCAGUAUACCAGACGCUGCAUUAGUGUAUCAGUCGGUAGAAACUGGGACGUCUCCGAAAAUGUCAACGAACGCAGAUAUGCGGUUGCAAUCUCCCAAGGUCAACCUCCAAGUACAUUCUCCAUAUGCAAACACACCUUCGCCUACCACGGCUACUAGUCCGAAUUUGCUUCGACCGCAUCAAAAUAUACAGAAUAGACAGUCACCACAGCUCAGUCCGGUAACGGGGCCACUCCCUGUAAUAAUUCAUCCAUCGAGUUCACAACUGCAAGCGGUAACUUCGAACUCUGUAAGUGCCAAAUUGGUACCAUCGGUGACGCAGCCUAACUCUCGAUUUCCUAUCGUCACCCCAACAAAGUCCAUACCACCUCCGAAUAAAACCAAUGAACAAACGCCUAUUAAACAAGCUGUUCCUAGUGUUUCAAACAAUGCGACUUCGUCGGCAGCUCGGAGUUUACCAAGCGUGGCAAGUACACCUGGAUCAAUAGGUUUGGGCAACGUUGGAUCUACUGUACCUAUCUCAACAACCUAUGUGAUACACAAUCCAAACACACCUACUAAGACUAUUGUGCAUCAGCAACAGGUUUAUCCGGGGUAUCCUCUGAAGCCAUUUGUUCAAUCACCGCCACAGUCUAAUGAAGUCACCAGUACACAAGACGUUAAACCGGCUAUUUCAACUAUCACAACCAAUCCGAACCAUUCAGCAGUUCAGUCGCUUAGCAAACUAGACACUUCAAACACAAGUAAAUCAAGUGACACUGAACCGAGUAAAGUAACAGAUACCAAGAUACCAACAGAUAUCACUGUCGACAAAUCUGGAACAAAUGAAAUAAGUCAGGCUACUGAAUCCACCAACAAGCCGACUGUAGGUUCAUUGUUGACAGAAGAAAAUGUAUCGAAGAUCUCAGAGUCGGUAGUUCUUGGUAUCGAUCAAGAAGAUCAAGAAGGUGAUUCGAAGGAAGAUAGUGAUUACUGGUCAGCAAAGGAUACAAUAAUCGAUUCGGUAAUAAAGAAGGUCGAUGCGCUUUGCUCUGAAGAUGAUGCAUCGGAUGCAGGCGGAUCAGAAGCCAACAAGGAUGACUGGAAUAAAUCGGAUACACAAGCAACAGGAGAUGUCAAAGAGUCCUCUUCAAGUGUAACGAUUCCAAGUAAAGAACCGAAAUCAACUCUUGAAAAUUCAAAGGCAGAAUCUAUUCCAAUGCAAUCUUUAUCGAACAUUGUACCGUCUACGCAACCUGCUGUAGUUCAAAGGAAUAUAACAACAGUUGAUAUUGGCCAAAUAGCUCAAACAGAAGAAGAACAUCCUGAUGAAAUCUUCAGCGAAGGUAGCGCAAUGCAUGGGCCUGCAGGUCGUGGUGGCAAACGAGGAGGACGACGUGGAGGUCGCAAAAAUUCGGAAAGCUUAGCUACACCUGUGAAAGCACCAGUUAGUUCGGUAGACAACAAAACACCAGAAGGAGAAUCUAGCAAACGGGGAGCUAAGAGUGGAACCAAAAGAGGACGUGGAGGUCGUGGUGGAGGUAGAGGUGGUGCCAAUGUGCAUCCUGGUCCUGCCACUGGUAGUCGUGGAAAGUUUUCAAAUAACGGAUCAGACGUUUACGAGUUUCACGAUGACUCUGGCGAGGAAGUUGCAGUUGGCGAUAAGCAGCAACAGGAUGUCAACCGCCCUCGAUUAGUGAUGACUAUCAAAAAUCAAUUGACCACUUCACCACCAACAUCAGCAACGAACACAUUCUCUGUGCCUGUGACAAACUUGUCAACUACAGUUACGAAUGUUACCUCAAGCGGUGUCCCGAUUAUGCACGCAUUACCCGUGCAAAUGCAACCCACGACAUCUUGUCCAGUUGCCCAACCCCCAGUUGAAGCACAAAGUUUACCGGCACCUGCAACAGAUACUCCGUCCAAAGAAGAUUUCGUUCAUCCUGCAGGAGGAAACACUCGUAAAUCGCGAAGACUUUUGGAGAAAGAUGGGCGUACUACGGUUGAUGACAUUAUCGAUGCUGUCAUUCGAAACGGUCCAUCACCUAAAGAAGCGAAUGAGUCUCCAGUGCCGUCAUUUGUAUCGACGCAGCAGCAGCAGCACCAGCAACAACAACCGAUGAUGGUGCCAGGAUUAUCAUCCCAACCAAUGAGCACAAUUUCGAUCAGUACCGCUGGCGGAGUUGCCAAGCCACCGGUGCAGGGUGGUCAAUAUUCAACGUCGCCAAGUGAUCUGUCCAUGCAUACAGGAGGCAGGAGAAAUACAAGACAAAAUCUCAUCGUGCCAAAUGCGGUUGUUACAGACGCCCGAAAAUCUCCUAGAUCGGGAAGAAAAGGAAAGGAUCGAAAGAUAUCGGAAACGUCAGUUGACAGCAGUGACGAAAAAAGCGUGGGUAUCAUUAAACCGAGUCAGUUGGAUGUCAAAAACGAUGAACAAUCUGUUGCUGGUACUUUGUCAGCGACAACACCUAUAACACCGAGUUUGCAGGUUACCCGGCCAAAUGAGACGGCAUCUUUAGCUGACAAGUCCAAGGAAAAGCCGAAGCAGAUGACCGAUAUGAAACAGGAAUUCGGGCCUACACAACAAGGUUCUUUGACUUUGAUUGAUCCUGUCACCGGAGAGUUGACUAUGAUGCGUACGAGCAAAGAAGGACAAUAUUUGCCGAUACCAAAUGCUCCGCAGCCUCUCAAGAAAGUCAUUGCAGCAGCAGCUACAGCCGCUCAAAGUGUUGAACAGUUCAAGUCAAACGCGUUAUCACCAACUCCACCGAUAUCAGCAUCGCCUUCGCCAAUACCUAACAGAACGCCUACUCCUGGAGCGGUGCAUCCCCAGGUUGUCACCAGAGUUCCAACUCCGAAUACGUCGAUAGCUCAACAACAUCAACCGCAGCCAAUCGAGUCCAAUAAAAUGAAUGCAAAUGUUAUGGGGAAGCAGACCAUUAGUUCGCAGAAUUUAAUGAUGCCUUCCUCGACGAUAGUAGUUCCUUCAGGUCAGAACCCUGGAACGGUUGUUAUACAACAUCAAACUGGUUCACAACAUCCAACGGUAGUGCAACAAGUUUCAAGUAAGCCACACACAUUGAAAGCACACAUGUUGAACGCCCAGCAGGUAAUACAACAUCAAAAUCAAAAUCCGACAACACCAACCAAAUCUGUUCAACCACCACCAAUGGCACAACAACAGCAAAUUAUCUACAAAUCGACGCUUCCAACUCAACAAAUUGGAAUGCCAUCAGGAGCAAUACACACAACAACUGGGAAACAAAUACAUCCUAGUCCAAACAUCAAGGUUCCAGGUCAAACGAUUUCACAGCCCACUCAACAACAGAUCAUAAUCCAGAAUCCGAUAUCGCAACAGAAUGCUCCAGGUAAUAAACCAGGACAACCACUACCGCAAGCUCACCAUCCCACUGCAGCAAUGCAUCACCCACCAGGUAGUGGAAACUUGCUAAUUAACAUACCCCAGAACUUACAUCAAAUGGGAAAUGUGCCAAUGUCACCUCGUAUGCCUCAACACCAUCAAGUUUUGGUCACCAAUACCAAAGGACCAUCAGGGGCAAUACAAGUUCAAUCACAACCAAAUCCACAGCAAGUAAUUCAUAGACAACCAGGACCUCCCCAAACGCUGCAAAGUGGACAGUCAAAUCAAACCGGAUCCCAGCAAAUCAUCAUUCAUAGCGGUAAAGCUCCGCCUGGUCACCAAAUAACAGCUGGAUAUACAACAGUCCUCCAAACUGGUGCUAAAAUCAUCCAUCAAGGACCGGUUCAGUUGUCGUCUCAGCAAACUAUGGUAGCACAACCUCAGCAACAUCCAAUUGGAAAGCAUACGACACAAACUAUUCAGAUUUCCAGCAAUAGUGGGGUUCCGAUACACUAUCAGGGACAAGUCCAUAAGACAGUCACAACCGUACAUGGCGGACAGCAAGUUAAAAUACAACAGCAUAAAGUCGGACCUGAGGUUAUUGGUCACAUGCAGCAGCAACAGGUAGGACAUCUAGGAAACAAGACAAUGGUACAGCAUACGACAGCUCUCGUAGGAAGUGGCGGUAAAAACGAUCAACCACAAAUCAUCACUCAAAAUCAUUCUGUUGGUUUGACCAAGAUCAAUCACGUGGUGUCUGGUUCAACAUCGUCAUCUCAACAGAUAGUGAGCGGUCAGCAGGGACAGCCCCAGUUGCUCACGAUUCAACAGAGCACCAAAGGAGUGUCGCCACAUCUGCAACACCAGGCGCCACAAAUUCUCACUGGUGCCGUUGCAAGUCCUCCUUUGAAGCAACCGCACAUGCAAAGUCAACAGCCAGUCGUAGCGGGAGCAAGUAGUUCUCGGGUUGCCGUUCCGCCGAUAAGUCCUCAAGGAGCACCUGGUCAGACAGUGCCACCGAAUUCGGCUGCGCCACCGCACUUGCGUCAUGCUCAACAAGGACUUAACGUUCCACCGCAAGUUGCAUACGACGCUAAUCCGCAUGGUGAUAUAUCUACGUUUAUCAGUCGUGGACAAAGUCCACCACCGGCUCACCAACAGCAGACGUCUCCAAUAACACCCGUACAUAACGAUGCUGUCUUCCGUGGAGGAAUGCCACGUGAUUACGUCAAGUACGUGUACAACCGUGGCAAUAUUCAAAUACCAAGCAGAUCGCCUAUGCUUCCUGGUUCGGUUGAACAGCGAGAUAUCUCUGAAAUAGAGGAAUCGGUAGCCGCUAGUCCUCCUCUGGAGCUGCGUCGACCAUCCAGCGGACCGCGACCUCUGACCGUGCCGCACAGUUUGCAGAGUCCUGGAGACCGUUCUACAGAUUCUCCACAAGUCUACAUGGGAAGCGCCCGAAUACCACCACAUUCAUAUUCGGACACAUUGAACACUAGAUUCUACGAUCCUGGGGCAGGAGGACCGAGUGUCCCACCACGAGCCGUUAGCACUGAGCCACCUCCAGCUCAUCGACCGCAUAAUUUGACGACCAGCACCGGUGGCUUCCCACCUGGUUCCUAUCCGGGAACGCCGAGUCAGACGCCUCCUCCAGUGUCGCCAGCAAACUUGGCACAACCUCCAUCUCAAUCCCAACAGCGUGAUCGUGUCGCGAUGACAGGUCAUGCUGUGGCGAGUACAGUGCCAUUGCCGGCACACAGUGGAGGCUUGCCGGUUCCGCUCAACCAACCACCAUCGGGACGCAACGUUCAGGUGGCGACUCCUCCUACCAGUACCCCCAGCAGUAACAACCCGAAGAUGACACCAUCCGGCCUAUCGGGAUCUGCACCAACACCAAGCGAUUCCUUGGAUGCGCUCCUUCAGCGCUACCCAGUCAUGUGGCAGGGUCUGUUAGCAUUGAAGAAUGACCAGGCUGCCGUCCAGAUGCAUUUCGUUCACGGUAAUCCGGGCGUUGCAGGAAGCUCCUUGCCCAGUAAUGGUGAUGGAACCACUCCGCCGCUUAGAAUUGCCCAACGUAUGCGUUUGGAACCGGCACAGAUAGAUGGAGUUGCGCGCAAGAUGCAAAUGGACCAAGAGCACUGCAUGUUACUGGCGCUACCCUGCGGUCGCGACCGGAUGGAUGUACUACAGCAACAGAACAAUCUACAGACCGGCUUCAUAACCUAUCUGCAGCAAAAACAGGCCGCCGGUAUUGUCAACAUUGCAGCCCCCGGUAGUUCCCAGGCCGCCUACGUCGUGCAUAUCUUUCCGUCAUGCGAGUUUGCCAAUGAGAACCUGGCUCGUAUUGCACCGGAUCUGAUGCGAAGGGUGGCUAACAUACAGUAUCUGCUAAUUGUGAUUGCCACGGUCUAGGAGCAAUGUGACAACUUUCUGAUGCAGGACCUAGGAAAAUAGCAACAGCAAUAACUAUAGCAUAAUUAACCCGACAGAGACAAAAUCUAACAGAAAUACAGAGAUAUGGAAAUCAAAUCAAACGUGGAAGAUGAUGAUUGUGCAAUGAUCUCAUUUAAAAAAAAGUAAUACAAACAAAUAAAGAUAAAAGCAUAGGUAAACUUGUAACCUUUAGGAAGAGAAAGAGGGAUAAAGGAAUGAUGAAAUAAUGGAUGAGUUUGUAACAGCUGAGACCGUUUUAGAGAGCAGUGAUAACAUAGAUUUUUAAUCAAAAAAGUAAAGGAAAUGGCUGAAAGACAACGUUGAUGAAUAUGAUGAGAUAUAGAUUUGACUUUAAAGAACUUUCAAGAAUGGAAAGGAAGAGAUCGAUAAAAAUCUAGUGUUGAGUAUAAGUUGUUAAAUAAUAUUGUAAGACAAACCUGAGGGAGAGCAGGAUAUGGUAUGUUUAAGAGAAGCUAUUAUUAAAUGGUUGAAUAAUCUUUAAAUAAAAACCGACGUAUAACAUGCUAAGCUAUCAGUAGCCCAGAUGAUACAAGAAGGCUGUUACAAAUUCGCGAUCGAUGAAUGAUCAAGUGCAGCAUUUUUUUUCUAAGAAUAAAUAUGAUUCUUUUUCUAAAAGGAUACUGUAAAAACACAACGGGAAGAAGUUUAUGUGAAAACUGUGAUUUUGAUAAUAUUUUUAAGUAUUACAAACUCUUCUUAAAACAUAUAUAUGAAGAAUACGUUUAACGACAUGUUGAAUAGUGAUUGAUUUUCUUUGAUUACUAUUGUUUUGAAACACUACUACAAAGAACGAAACAAAAAUGAGAGAUUGUAGAUGCUGCUGUACAGAAAUGAAAGCAUGCUUCUUCCCUUAAUUUAUUGGUUUUGUUUUUUUUUUUAAAUCAUUUUGUUGAGACUAGAAAGCGUGAAUGGGAGUAGUAGUUUUCCUUUCUUUCUUUCUCCGAUUUGUACGAAACUGCGUGAAUGGUGGGCAAGUGUGGAGAUGUCGUAAUAAUAUUUAUAAUGUGUAAAAAUUAGCACUAACGUAAUUGUUGAAGCUCUAGAAUAAGAAUAUGAUACAACUAAAUAACGAAACACGAUGAUGAUGAUGAUGAUGAUGAUGA